Calliphora vicina (urban bluebottle blowfly) is the source of this 2034-nucleotide messenger RNA. RefSeq lists its product as uncharacterized. NCBI's taxonomy places the organism in Eukaryota, Metazoa, Arthropoda, Insecta, Diptera, Calliphoridae. Bases 122 to 1543 code for a protein of 473 amino acids. The transcript has 2 exons. The record is from RefSeq and is a predicted model, not a curated record.
ACCGUCAAUUUUGUUGUAAACGAAUUAAAUAAUCCUUAUUUUUAACGCGGGCGUUAAAAUCGCAAGAAACAAUUUUGUAAAAAUUAAGUAACACAACAAAAAAUUAAAUGACCCGGGAGCCAUGCGGAUCCAGCGGAGUCUAGUGUUAGCAGCAUUUAGUGUCCUACUCUUGGGCACUUUAAUCCACAGCAAAGCUUUACCAAAUGGCCAGCAAUUACAACUACAGCCACAGCCACCUUUACUACAACAGCAACAGCAGCCGUCCUCACCCAAUAAAGUUGUGUUUGAUCAACAAACCUCUGAAUCACAAGUGUCAAAUACACAAGUAGCUCAACAAAGAAUCGAUUUAGAGGCCCUGCAUGAUCUUCAUCACCACCAUGAACAUCAUCAUCACGAACACAAUCCAGGCUUUUGGAAGAAGAAAGUGACUUGGAAAGAGGGUUGGAAGAAGAUCUGGAAACCAGCGAAAAAACAAAUUUGGGUGCCACAAUGGAAACAAAUCUGGAAACCCAUAUGGGUGCCAGUAAAAGUACCAGCUUGGAAAGAUAUACAGGUGCCGGCGUGGAAACAAAUCUGGAAGCCAGUGUGGAAAGAAAUUCAGGUGCCAGCUUGGAAGGAAAUACAAGUGCCAGACUGGAAGAAAAUCUGGAAACCCAUUUGGGUGCCCACUAAAGUACCUGCCUGGAAAGAUAUACAAGUGCCAGCUUGGAAACAGAUUUGGGUGCCAGUGUGGAAGGAAAUUCAAGUGCCGGCCUGGAAGGAAAUACAAGUGCCCGAAUGGAAACAAUACUGGACACCCGAAUGGAUCAAGAAGGGCAUACCGGGUGAGAAAUACUUGGGUAAGGAUCACGAGGGUUGGGAAUAUACUAGUCAUGAUUUGUGGAAAAAGAAAUUGGUGUGGAAAUCUCACUGGAAGAAAAUAUGGAAACCGGCUAAGAAACAAAUUUGGGUGCCGAGUAAAAAGUUGGAGUGGAAAGAAGAUUGGAAGCAAAUCUGGAAACCAGCCAAGAAACAAAUCUGGGUAGAAAGCAAAAAACUUGAAUGGAAAGAAGACUGGAAACAAAUUUGGAAACCGGCCAAGAAACAAAUCUGGGUACCCGACAAGAAACUCGAAUGGAAAGAGGGCUGGGUUAAAAUCUGGAAGCCGGCCAAAAAACAAAUCUGGGUGGAAGAUAAAAAACUCGAAUGGAAGGAAGCCUGGAAACAAAUAUGGGUGCCGGGCUGGAAAGAAGUAUGGGUACCGGAUUGGAAGAAAAUCUGGAAACCAGUUAUCAUAUCCGAAUGGUUUCCCAUAGAUGAUCAUCAUGAUCAUCAUCACCAUCACAUAGAACAUGGCCAUGAGAUAGAACAUGGCCAUGAAAUAGAGCAUGGCCAUGACUGGGAUCGCAAAGAUGCCAGAAACGACAAGGUAGUGUGGAAACGUGAUGAUAGCUUGGCUAACAAAUCCACCCAACUGCAACCGGUAGAAAGUACAGAUUUUCAAAAUAAACCUAAGGAUAAUGUCCAGGACGCUAGCAAACCUGUACAAUUUCCCGCAGCGUGAAAUCUAAUCUAGCUAACGUUCAUAACGUUUUUAUUAAAAAAAAAAGCCAUGAAUUUCUUCACAAAUUUUCCAUUUCCUUUUCUACUUACUACUGCCUUCAAAUCUUGUAUAUAAGUAUUAUCACUCCAACCUUCCAAGCUGUUCUCUUCUUUCUUUUCAUUUUCUUCCUGCUCUGCUGUCUGUAGUUUAAGUUUUCUAUUGCUCUUUUUUGCUAUAUAAUGCUCUAACAUUGUCUCUUUGUACGCUGUCUUUACUCCCGUGCAUACAUUUCAAUUUAAAUUAUUUUAUUUUAUUAUUUUAUUUUUUAACUUAAAUUAGAAUUAAUAAUUGUUAUUGUAUUUCGAAAGUUAUAAUUAAUAUUGUGUUAAUUUAACUUGCUUAGUUUUUAGAUUAAAAUGUUUAUUUAAGGUACAAACUAAAGUAAAAAGAAAACAAAUGUUUUUCUUUUUUAAUGAAAUAAAAUGCAAAUGUUUUGUAAAAAUAUAAAUAAA